GAGUCUGUUUCCUGCCCUAGUGCCUUUGCCCGUAGUUCUGCUUUGACGAAGUCAACAGACUAGGAUUUAACUAUAGAGACUAGAAUAAUAAUAUACACCCACAAGUAAUGUGUGAAGAGAAGGAGGCGUUGCAGAAGAUAACCAUAAUGAUUUGAAUUUCCCGUCUCUUUGGCCGUUUUCAAAGAAAAAUGAGGUAGCCUUGAUUUAUUGCCAACGACCAAUAUAUGUAUAGAAAAAGUAUGGUAACACAGAUGGAAGAAGAAUGCCUAGAUGCAAUGUAAAGCGCACAGUGCUUUUUCUUCUUGUUAUUGGAUUCACCUGCUUUGUUAUACAUUCUUGUCGAUCAAGUGAUUGGUUAACACAUGAUCCAUGGAAAUUAAAAGAGAAGGAAGUAAAACUAGUUAUCCCACUUAGACAAAUCCCAAAUAAUCAAUCAUUCCAUUUGAAACCUGCCAUUAAGUUUUCCCAUCCAAAUAUUUUAACUUUAAAUCAGGGUAAUCCCAGCCUUAUUCACCAAUUGCACUUCCAGAAUUCUACUUUCAUUUGUAAAAAUGGAGGUAUACUGACAGUGAAAUCUGGGGGCCGACUGGGAAAUCUUAUGGGGGAAUAUGCCACUCUAUGGGCUCUUGCAAAAAGAGAUGGAUUUUUCCCUGUCCUGCAACAGCGGACUUAUAUCACACUGACAAAAUACUUUCUUGACACUUCAAUUCCCGUCAUUACCAACUUAAAUUGUUCAUUAAAAUGGAACUCAAUGAACCUUCAUGUAUACAACAAUCUGCACAAAGAGGAACGCAUCAAAAUCGCGGAAGAAGGGAUUUUCAUUGAUGGUUAUCCAACAUCCGUCUCCCUUUUUCAUCGCCACCGAAAGGAUAUUGUAAAAGAGUUCCGAUUCAAAAAACACUACGUCGAAAGGGCACAAGCGGAAUUACAUCGACUUCGAGAAAAUCGCCAAGAUGUUGUAUUUGUUGGUGUUCAUGUUCGCCGAACAGAUUACAGUCAGUUCCUACAGGGUCGUUUCCAAGCACAGCUGGUCGGAGAGACUUAUUUCACACGGGCCAUGAAUUAUUUUCGGAAGAAAUUUCCUUCAAGCUUGUUUGUUGUGGCCAGUGAUGACAUGGACUGGUGCCGAAGCCACUUGAAGCCACAAAACAACGACAUUGUUUACGCUGGGAAUCGGAACAUUGAAAGUCCAGCGGAAGAUAUGGCAUUGCUGGUAGCUUGCAACCAUUCUAUUAUAUCGUAUGGAAACUUCGGAUUCUGGAGUGCGUAUCUAAGUGGUGGAGAAGUCAUAUUAGCGGGCAAUAUAUCGAGAAUGCCGACUGAACUUCAACAUUCUAUCCGUUCCGCAAAUAUCUCUCACUGGCAAUUCUUUCCUGGAUUCUAGCUCUACAAGAACCAUAACAAAUAAAUAUGAUAAUUGGCCUGUGCUCGUUUUUUAUGAUUGUUCUUUUUCAUUAACUAUAUGUGUCUAGAUUACUGUUCAAUACUCGAAUUGCCUUUUAAUUUGGACAAAGCUGUAUCAAAUGCACAGUUGAAUUUCGAAA
Daphnia carinata is the source of this 1544-nucleotide messenger RNA. RefSeq names its product galactoside alpha-(1,2)-fucosyltransferase 2-like. The coding region runs from base 263 to 1384 and encodes 373 amino acids. Gene Ontology annotation, biological process: carbohydrate metabolic process. Gene Ontology annotation, molecular function: galactoside 2-alpha-L-fucosyltransferase activity. Lineage: Eukaryota; Metazoa; Arthropoda; Branchiopoda; Diplostraca; Daphniidae. The transcript has 4 exons. Gene Ontology annotation, cellular component: membrane. The record is from RefSeq and is a predicted model, not a curated record.